Misgurnus anguillicaudatus (oriental weatherfish) is the source of this 1333-nucleotide messenger RNA. NCBI's taxonomy places the organism in Eukaryota, Metazoa, Chordata, Actinopteri, Cypriniformes, Cobitidae. The record is from RefSeq and is a predicted model, not a curated record.
UCGUAGCAUUGAGUUUUAAUGAUGCAGUUACUUUUAAAUGACCAUAACUUGCUUAAUUUUUUACCGAUUUUCAAACGGUUUGGUUUGUUAUAAACGUCAAAGAUGUACCUAUGACACUGCAUACCUAUACUAAAAAUAAAAAAUAAAUUCAUGAAACAUGUUAAAGCAUCCAGAAUUAUAGCCACGUUAAUAACGUGUGUAAAAACCCAAACCGUUUGAAAAUCGGUAGAAAAUUGAGCAAGUUAUGGUCAUUUAAAAGUACCUGCACCAUUAAACUCAAUGCUACGAGUGAGCGAGCGCCCUGUCCUAAGAUGGCCGCCAGGUGAUGCCGUUAGGGACUCCGCCUUGAGCCAUCUAGCCUUUAUACAUAUCUAUGGAGCUCCCGGCACAUCGCGUUUGUUGUUUAUAUCAUACGCAUGCGCGCACGUCUCACAAGAUUUUCCUUAUAUCAAUAACCUCGCGUGUGAUUGGAGGAGCCCGACAGGCUUCUCGCCUUCGUCCAAUCGCGUGCGAGGUCAUGGCCACGGCUCACACAGCAGUACAAGAGGACCAUUAAGCGAUGUUUGGUUUGGUGUUUGUAACUCUCCAAGAAGAGAAGACGGGUGCACAAUCCCAAGAUUGCGGAGGCUGUACGGCGUCUCUGAGGCACACUGCAGGCGCUUUGAACCAGAGCAAAGACUAACGUCGCCUCAUAACGAAGCCGUGACCUCCUAUUUGGUUGGGGCUAUUUUAGCAAGUCCACAUUUAACUGCUGAGAAUGACGACAUUGUUUCUGCCUGUAAGACGUAUUAUGAGUCGGUUCGCCGGAGCUUCAGAUACAAACAACCUGAACUCGCAUCGCGGGCGGAAAAUACGAAAAGUUUAGCUCGGAGUCGAUCCAGAAGAAAAAGGUUGCUGGAAGCGAGACGAAGUGUGCUGGCUGAGGGUGAGAUGGACAUUUGAAAGUGCGCCACCAUAGAUCUCAUGUCUGAUGAAGACGGCAUUGUUGACGGGGUGUCUGGAUGGAUUGUACGGCCACCGCCCUCUCGCAGCCUGGAACUCUCCGAGCUCUGUGCCACACUGCAAUUCAGAUUAGAGGCGAUACCAAAGUACAGGGGAACUCACCAUAUAUGCCUGCAAAAGCGACUUUUUACAACGUUUUUGAGUUUUCUUUUUCUUUUUUCAACACUUGAGAACUUUGAAAAAGAUUUUUAGGGAUCUUUCCCGAAUGUCUUGGGCACUUUUUGACGUGUUUGGAGGACAACAUAAGAGACAUUAUGCUGCUUUGUACAUAGUUGUGUGUUUCUAAUUAAAGCUCUUUCUUUGAAUAAACAGCUGUGUGUUUAUAAAUAAA